GUUUCACAUUCGUCGGCGAAACCGGAAGAACGCAGCGGAGAAUUUUUUGACCAGCGCCAUGGCGGAUUCCACCUCCCUUCCUUCCUCUUUCUUCCUUGCCUUCCAAGUUAGGAUCCAUCCCGACUAGUGCCGGCUUGUCUACCCCUCUGACCCAUGAUUUUUAGAACCCGGGGAUCAAAUCGUGGCUUCGUGGUACUUUCUUGCACGCGUCUGCCUCCAUUAAAGCGCUUCUUUUGCCGCAGUUCUUAUUGCAAGGAGUAGGUGCAAUCAUACAGCACAAGAGAGUGGGAGGAGCUUUGAGUUACGAGUUCCGAUUUGGAGGUAACCAAAUGGUUGAGGAGUAGGGUUUUGAAAGGGAGCAGUAGCUUUGAUCUUCGGGAAAAUUUCGAAUUUUGGGAAGUUUGUGGUAACUUGCGCGAAAAGAUUUCAUUUUUUAAAGCUUCUGCCACCUUUUGUGUGAUUGUCUUGUUUUAGGGAAAAGGAGUCGAUCUUAUUGGAUUAGUCUGAGGAAGACGAAAGGUUGGAUCUUUGUUGAAAUCUCUGUAAAAUCCGAUGGGUAAUUGUUGCGCCACCCCCGCCGUUUUGGACAGCACUAGCGAGGUUCAGAGAAAGAAGCCGAACCCCUACGCGAUCAAUCCCAACCGAGAAUCCCAACACAGGCCCGGCCUCGAAGUCCUCAAGCACCCCACCGGCCGCGACAUCAAGAGCCGGUACGACCUCGGCCGAGAGCUUGGUCGUGGGGAGUUCGGCGUGACAUACCUAUGCACAGACAGGCAGACAGGGGAGCAUUUCGCUUGCAAGUCCAUCUCCAAGAAGAAGCUGCGGACUGCGAUCGAUAUCGAGGACGUGCGGAGGGAGGUCGAGAUCAUGAAGCAUUUGCAGGAGCACCCCAAUAUAGUGAAGCUCAAGGAUACCUAUGAGGAUUCCAAUGCCGUGCACAUCGUCAUGGAGCUCUGUGAAGGAGGCGAAUUGUUUGAUCGGAUUGUUGCGAAGGGCCACUUCACCGAGCGGGCUGCUGCCAUGGUCAUCAAAACUAUUAUAGAAGUGGUUCAGAAUUGCCACAAGCAAGGAGUGAUUCACCGAGACCUCAAGCCUGAGAAUUUCUUGUUUGGAAACAAAAAGGAAAAUGCCCCUUUAAAAGCAAUUGAUUUCGGGUUGUCUAUAUUUUUUAGUCCAGGUCAAUGCUUCAACGAGAUAGUUGGCAGUCCUUACUACAUGGCCCCGGAGGUCUUAAAACGGAAUUAUGGCCCGGAAAUUGAUGUCUGGAGUGCAGGAGUGAUACUUUACAUUUUGCUUUGUGGUGUACCACCAUUUUGGGCAGAAACGGAACAAGGCAUUGCACAGGCAAUCAUUCGCAGUGCCAUUGAUUUUAAAAGAGAACCAUGGCCUAAGGUUUCUGCUAAUGCUAAAGACCUUGUGAGGCGGAUGCUUGACCCAAAUCCUAAGACACGUUUGACAGCUCAACAAGUGCUUGAUCAUCCUUGGCUGCAGAAUGCCAAUAAGGCACCCAAUGUAAAUCUUGGUGAAACUGUUCGAGCAAGACUCCAGCAAUUUUCAGUGAUGAAUAAAUUUAAAAAGAAAGCUCUUAGGGUGAUAGCUGAACACUUGUCUGUGGAGGAGAUUGCCGACAUAAAGGAAAUGUUUGAGAAUAUGGAUAUCAACAAAAAAGGGCAGAUAAAUUUUGAUGAGUUAAAGUAUGGUUUGCGCAAGCUUGGACACCAGGUUGCUGAUUCAGAUGUCAAAGCAUUAUUGGAAGCAGCUGAUACUGAUGGAAAUGGUUUCCUGGACUACGGAGAGUUUGUUGCCGUCUCCAUUCACCUCAGAAAGAUUGGAAAUGAUGAGCACCUGCAGAGAGCUUUUGGAUACUUUGAUAAAAAUAAGAGUGGAUACAUUGAAAUUGAAGAGCUCAAAAGUUGCUUGUCGGAUGACUUAGGUUUGAACCACGAAGAAGUCAUCAACGCCAUUAUUCGCGAUGUAGACACAGACAAGGAUGGGAAAAUAAGCUACGAAGAGUUUGCCGCAAUGAUGAAGGCAGGUACAGAUUGGAGGAAAGCUUCACGGCAGUACUCAAGGGAGAGGUUCAACAGCCUAAGUGCAAAACUGAUGAGAGAUGGGUCUUUUCUUCUAAAAAGUGAGAAGUGAAUGGGCCUAAUCUCUGCACUUCCAAGUUUCAAAUCCUUUAGUUUGUUUUAUGAUAUUAGUCUUCCUAUUUGCUUCAGUCUGAUUCAGAAUUCUUUGGUUUCAUGUGAUUGUAAAUAUUUGCCACUUGUAAUGUGGUGCGCAAAAACGAUGCUGCAUUUUCACAAGUUUAGAGUGAGAAGAGAUAGAACUGGUAACCUCAUUACAAAGUACAACUUGAAUAGUAUGAUUUACAGGGUUUUUUUUUCGUUAGUAUUUCUACAAAGUGUAACUUGAAUCUUUGUAUUCAUAGAUUUGUUCCAUUAGUAUUUCUAA
This is a messenger RNA of Zingiber officinale, 2454 nucleotides long. Its product is annotated as calcium-dependent protein kinase 20-like. The coding region runs from base 553 to 2142 and encodes 529 amino acids. Gene Ontology annotation, biological process: peptidyl-serine phosphorylation; intracellular signal transduction; protein autophosphorylation. Gene Ontology annotation, molecular function: ATP binding; calmodulin binding; calcium-dependent protein serine/threonine kinase activity. Gene Ontology annotation, cellular component: nucleus; cytoplasm. The transcript is spliced from 8 exons. The record is from RefSeq and is a predicted model, not a curated record. NCBI's taxonomy places the organism in Eukaryota, Viridiplantae, Streptophyta, Magnoliopsida, Zingiberales, Zingiberaceae.